CGGCACGUGGUUAUGAUAAGGCAAAACAGGAAGUCUCAGUCAGUCGCUUUGCCUCUGUGUUGGAACGAUGAAACUUCAAAUCCUCCUAACCCUAUUAAUCCAAGUGGCAGUAAUUGAAUCCCUCAGGGAGGUCUCUGGUUACCUUGGGGAUACUGUCACCUUGUCCUCAGGUGCCAACCCAUCAUGGAAUCUUUCCUCAAUAGAAUGGUCAGUGUUCCCAAACAACACCUGGAUUGCCACCUACCGCAAUGGGAAUAAAAACAUUGAACGGGUUGAUCGGUAUAAAGGUCGACUCAGUCUCAACACCUCCUCAGGUGACUUGAUGAUCCAUAAUUUGAACAAAGAAGAUGCCAUGGAAUACACUGUAGACCUCAUCAAUACUCAGAGACAAAACAAGGGAACCAAAACUAAGCUCACAGUGAUACAACGCCUCAACAAACCCAUCAUAGAGACUGUCUCCUGUGCAUCUGUAAAAGGAGGCUCUUGGUUGUGGCUGCGUUGUUCCUCAAAGGAUACAGGCGUUAGCUUGUCGUGGCAGCAUACAUUCCCCAGUGUUACGCUCUUCAAAAUGACAAGUCCUGAUGGCAACUCUGCCGAUCUUUUAGGAUUUCUGAACACCACACAGAACCAUGUCGAAUUCACCUGCACCUCCAGCAGGAAUAUGGAGAAGGAGUCAAGCGUCGUCACUCCAAAGUGUGGUGAUGACAAGCCUCCGUCUCCAACUCUGUCUCCGUCUCUGCCCAGAGAAAGAAAUGCUCUUUUUUUUUUUUUGUGGGAUUCCUCGUGGGAACUUUUCUGUUAGUAAUUAUAUUCGUUUUCAAAGAACAAAUCAAAGCUGCAUGGGGACACCUUCAAGGAAAACUGUUUCCAUCAUAAUAAUAUCAAAAUAGCUUGACUUUCUGCUUUGACUGUCCCAGGUUUUGCAGUAACAAGUGGUAACAUAAUGUCUCUUUUCUACAAAGCCAGAAUGACUUCACACACACAUGACACAAUAUAUUGAAUACAUGUACAAUCUAAUUCAAACCACUAAAACAAUUUUUAACAUUUUUUAAAACAUUUUUCAACUUUGGAAAUUGUGAGGUACUUUUAUGUAUUAAUAGGUAUUUGUUUGUGUGUCUAUAUACAUGUAUAUGUGUAACAGAGUUAUUUAGUGAUUCCACUUGCCAGGGUUUAAUCAUUCAAUACCAAUAGGUGUUAUUGACAUUCUGUAUUGUGAUUGGUCAGUGGGCGUCUCCUCUGUAUGCCCUGCGUGCCCAUGGUAGGUUGGAUCGCACCCAGUCAUAAGCACAUUUUGAUUGUUUCUUUUAAUAAUAUUUCAUUUACAUGCCAUGUUGAUAUGAUGAUGUAUAAAUACUUCCGUGUGAUGUAACAAUGGCUAUGUAUACACUGUUUGAAAUGCUUAUUUCGUGAAAUGUAAAGAAAGCUGCUAAGAAUGACUGGGUGUGUACGCUGUGUCCUACGUGGCUGACCAGGAUAUAAUUCUUUGUUCACCAGGUACAUAUUGUAUUUUUGUUUACACAUUUGUUUAAUUUAAUGUUGUGUUGUAAUAUUAUAUAAUAGGCCAGUGCACGAGGAGCGUGCCCAUGAAUGACCGUAGGUGUGUACGCUGUGUCCUACGUGGCUGACCAGGAUAUAAUUCUUUGUUCACCAGAAUAAAUCAGACCAGAUUGAGAUGCAAGUGUGAAGUCUUCAAUUAAUACACAACGCAGAGAUGAUAUUGGUUACAUAUUAUUAAGCUUUUUUGAUAAUUUCAAUGCUUAAAAGGGCAAACUAGAUGUAAUGUAUGCACUAGAUUGUAUAUUGUGUUUGUUGUAAACAAUUUUCCAAUGUUAUGUACCAUUUUGACUGAAGUAUUGUAAAUACAUGUGUGUGGAAGAGUAACAUCUGUAACUGUUUGAAGAUAUAUCUUACCAUUGUUAUGCUGAUGACAUCCAAUUAUAUUUAUCUUUUAACCCAGAUAGGCUC
Perca flavescens (yellow perch) is the source of this 1965-nucleotide messenger RNA. RefSeq lists its product as uncharacterized. The transcript has 7 exons. NCBI's taxonomy places the organism in Eukaryota, Metazoa, Chordata, Actinopteri, Perciformes, Percidae. Gene Ontology annotation, cellular component: cell-cell junction; membrane. The record is from RefSeq and is a predicted model, not a curated record. Bases 68 to 802 code for a protein of 244 amino acids.